Solea senegalensis (Senegalese sole) is the source of this 805-nucleotide messenger RNA. RefSeq names its product stonustoxin subunit alpha-like. Lineage: Eukaryota; Metazoa; Chordata; Actinopteri; Pleuronectiformes; Soleidae. Bases 135 to 707 code for a protein of 190 amino acids. Gene Ontology annotation, molecular function: protein binding. The record is from RefSeq and is a predicted model, not a curated record. The transcript has 3 exons.
UGACCUCAGCUCUGAACUCCAACCCCUCCCACCUGAGAGAACUGGACCUGAGCUACAAUCAUCCAGGAGACUCAGGAGAGAAGCUGCUGUCUGCUGGACUGAAGAGUCCUCACUGGAGACUGGACACUCUCAGGAUGGACCAUGCUGGAGAGCAGUGGUUAAAACCUGGUCUCAGGAAGUAUUCAUGUGAACUGGAACUGGACACAAACACAAUGCACAGAAAACUCAAACUGUCUGACAACAACAGGAAAGUGACCCAUGUGACAGAAUAUCAGUCGUAUCCUGAUCAUCCAGACAGAUUUGAGUCCUGGUCUCAGCUGCUGUGUAGACCUGGUCUGACUGGUCGCUGUUACUGGGAGGUCGAGUGGAGAGGAACUGUUGAUAUAUCACUGAGUUACAGAGGAAUCAAGAGGAAAGGCAUCGGUUUUGACUGUGUGUUUGGAGAUAAUGAUCAGUCCUGGAGUCUGAUCUGCUCUGAUGAUCAUGGUAACUCUGUCUGUCACUGUGGGACACGAACACCCAUCAUGUCCUCUGUCUCUCACAGAGUAUCAGUGUAUGUGGACUGUCCUGCUGGGACUCUGUCCUUCUACAGCGUCUCCUCUGACUCACUGAUCCACCUCCACACCUUCAGGACCACAUUCACUGAACCGGUUUAUCCUGGGUUCCGGGUCUGGCCUGGUUCCUCAGUGUCUCUGUGUCCUCUGUAGGACAUGAAGAGACAGCAGCUUCAGUGGUGGACGAAGUCAAAGCUCGUCUCAGUCAUUCUUUGUUGAAACCAUCAAUAAAUAAAGACUUAAAAAAUCAA